AUGGGGGGGGAAUCUCUCGUUCACCAAUCGGCCCGGUCGACCCUGUCAAACCAUGCCUCGAGUUCAACCCUUAGUGUACAGGACCGUCGCAGCCAGAGCGACACAGAGCUCCAGAUCCCAGCUCUUGCUACCGUCCUUGGUACAACGGAGCUCCUGGAGGCGAUCAUGCUCCAGCUGGACAUGAGAUCCAUCCUGAAAGUUCAGCAAGUCUGUCAACGAUGGAAACAGAUAAUCACCCACUCCAUCCAACUCCAACAAGCACUUUGCUUCAAACCGGCAAAAGCCAACGCCAAAUGCUGCACAACAAACCCACUCAUCGAAGAGAUCGUAUUACCUCAGUUACUACUAAGGUCAAGGAACUUCAUAAUUCCGGGUAAAUACCCAAACUUCGAGCCCUGUUUCCGCAAAGAGGCAAGCUGGAGGAAGAUGCUGCCCCAACAAACACCCACGUCCACAAUUGGAGUGAUCGAGAUUGUGCGCCAUGAGAAAUACACGUUCACAAAGCUAGCAGUCGAGCCUGGAUCCCUGAGAAUGGAACAACUCCUCGACGCCACGGAGAACGGGGUUCUCAUGCCUACACCCAACAACCGGGUCUUCUGGACGACCGUCGCCCGAUCCCUCAAUUUCGAGAUAUGGGGACAGAACUGGGUACAGACCAAGAGUCCUCUUCCCGAGGGGGUACCAUGGAUACCAGCGAAUAUUGACUGGGACACACUGCGACUAGGCGUGGCAUCUAUGUGUCUGGAGCAGUCUGGCUGUGACUUUGUCAUUGUGUCUGAGUGGCCGCAACUCCUGUUCCAGGAUGAUAUGUGUCCCUGCCAGAAGACGAUUCUGGAUCGUUGGUUGGAAAAUACAUUUGGGAAGUGUGAGGUUGUGAUUGCUCGUGAAGAGGCGAGUCAUACAUAUGCCUUUAAAGAGGGGAAUGUCCCGGUGCUGAGGCAGUUGUGUGAGCAAUGUUGUUGUCGGAGACGCUUUGCUAGGAGGUUGUUUCUUCCAUGA
Messenger RNA from Penicillium cataractarum, 999 nucleotides. Its product is annotated as F-box protein. The record is from RefSeq and is a predicted model, not a curated record. Gene Ontology annotation, molecular function: protein binding. NCBI's taxonomy places the organism in Eukaryota, Fungi, Ascomycota, Eurotiomycetes, Eurotiales, Aspergillaceae. The transcript has a single exon. The coding region runs from base 1 to 999 and encodes 332 amino acids.